Molecule: messenger RNA, 1791 nt
Organism: Cotesia congregata
Lineage: Eukaryota; Metazoa; Arthropoda; Insecta; Hymenoptera; Braconidae
Source: the annotation of a GenBank genome assembly
AUGAUAAUCGAAGGGUGUUUCGCGGUGAUACCAACAGCUGUUGGGUUUUCGCCUUCAUUCGAGUACACAGCAUUUCAAUUUGACUUGUCAUUGCUACCGGACGAUUACAACUCAUCAGCAACCACUCACAGUCAAAUGACACUGAAGCCCAUACAAAUAAAACAAGAAGUGCUAUCUCCGAGACCGGACUCACCUACAACAUACCCGAGCCCCCCUUAUCCCGGGCUGACCGGUGCCUUGUCACCGAAUUACUCCCGCGAAGCGUCACCGGGUUAUCCCAGUAGUCCCUAUUACGUACCUCAGAGCCCACAAAGCGCGCAUUUGUACCCAACCAGCCCAGAGCCAAGCCAACCAGUGAAGCCACCUGUUAAACGAGAAAAAAGUCUCGAUUUGCUUACCAUCCUCCAAGAAUCCAGACUUUUAGCGGAGAGCCUUGGCUACAAAGAAGAUUCCACAGACUGCACGGUACCAUGUACGCCACCAAGGUCUGAAGAAGAUAUUUACAAUUCUCUGGAUACUGAUUUCUUUCCAAAACGCGAAGAAACGAGCAACCCAUUGUUGAAGGAAAUUUUAUUCAAGGAAGAACCGACGUCAACAAACUCACCUCAGCCAACAAUUAGUCACCAGUCGUCAAUUAGUUCACAGCCCUCGCCAGCUCCAGACCCGGAAAAUUCGUCACUUCGCAGUCUUCUCUUCUCUUCUGAUAACAAACAAGACACGAAUCCUAUUGACGACAAUCGACAUAAGACUCCGCUGAUAAUUCCCAAGAUUGAGAUUACAGACGAGGAUACUUUCUCGAGUCAAAAAUUGUCGAGUCCGCUGAGUCGGGAGGAUGAAAUCUUCAAUCUCAAAGACCAGAAGAGCGACCACCAAUUGCUCCGCGAAGUUCUGAGGGACACCAGUUUUCAAAGGAAGUACAACCUAAGACCCGUCGAUUUGGGGACCGUCGGCACGGGGUUUGUAGAAGACAUGGAGAACAGCGAGUGUGUUGGUGAUCUUGCUCGUGAACAGAUCGAACCCGUCCUCAGUCUCGCCAUCCAGCAGCUUCAAAAAGAUUUCGAUAACACCUGCGUCGCGCUUGGAAUUCAUCCUGAACCUCGUCGCUGGAGUGCUGCUGACGUUGCUGCGUGGGUCCAGUGGGCCCGAAGACAAUUACAGCUGCCAUCAGUGCCCCUUGACAGUUUCAACAUCGACGGCGAAACACUUGCAUCUCUAACGGAAGAAGAUUUCUGCCAUCGCGCGCCUCAGUGUGGAAGCAUGCUGCACGCGCAAUUAGAAAUUUGGAAGGCUGCUGUGGAGGAGUCACCGAGAAAUACUCUAGCUGCUUCUUGGAGUCCUACUAGCGUUGUCCAGCCAUCUCCAGUCAGCACAAGUGAUCUCAAUUCCUCGCUGAGCGCGCCUGAUGCUUCAUCUUCCUCGGCUUCUUCGUGUAAUUUGGAUUUAACUGAUGACGAAGAUGACGACGUGGCCGCAGUAACGCCAGUUAAUGACGGAGGUAAAAUACGUAACGGUGGAUCCCACAUCCAUCUGUGGCAAUUUCUAAAAGAAUUACUUCAGAGUCCCGGGUUACAUGGCUCGUGUAUACGCUGGCUGGAUCGCACGAAAGGAGUUUUCAAGAUCGAGGACUCGGUGCGUGUUGCAAGGUUGUGGGGUAAACGUAAAAAUAGACCGGCCAUGAACUACGACAAGCUCAGCCGUAGUAUCCGGCAGUACUAUAAAAAAGGCAUAAUGAAGAAAACAGAACGCAGCCAGAGGUUAGUCUAUCAGUUCUGUCAUCCCUACAGCUUAUAA